AUGCAUUCCAAAUAUUUGCAGGCCGAAAUCAAAAAACGCUAUGGUCUCGACGCAACAGCAGUGGGUGAUGAAGGUGGUUUCGCCCCUAAUAUUCAGGAUAACAGGGAAGGUCUUGAUUUGUUGAAUACUGCGAUUGCAACGGCUGGAUACACGGGAAAAGUAGCGAUCGCCAUGGAUUGUGCUGCAUCCGAAUAUUAUAAGGAAACGGAUAAGCUAUACGAUUUAGAUUUCAAAAAUCCCAAUUCGGACAAAGCCCAGUGGAAAACUGGUGAUCAAAUGAUGGAAAUUUAUCAAUCUUUCAUUAAGGAAUAUCCAGUCGUGUCAAUUGAAGAUUGGUUUGAUCAAGAUGAUUGGGACAACUGGACCAAAGCGUUAGCCAAUACCCAUAUUCAGAUUGUUGGCGAUGACUUAACUGUUACGAAUCCGAAGAGAAUUGCGUUGGCUGCUGAGAAGAAAGCUUGCAACUGUCUUUUGCUCAAGGUAAACCAAAUUGGUUCCGUCACCGAAUCAAUUGAUGCGGCUAAUUUAGCUCGUAAAAAUGGAUGGGGUGUGAUGGUAUCGCAUCGUUCAGGCGAAACCGAGGAUACAUUUAUCGCAGAUCUCGUUGUUGGCCUCGCUACUGGACAGAUUAAAACUGGAGCACCAUGUCGUUCGGAGCGCCUUGCCAAAUACAAUCAGAUACUUCGUAUUGAGGAAGAACUUGGGUCAGCUGCAAUUUAUGCCGGUCAGAAAUUCCGGAAUCCUCAAGCAUAGAUUUAAAAAAAAUAAGCUUUGAUGAAAUAAAGUAAUAUAUCACGUUUUAACUAAGCAAUUUGUCCCAGAUCCCUUUCAUUAGUACUAUUAGUUGUUAUGCCAUGCAGUGAUAAUAGCUAUCCGCGUGUUAAUUAAUUUAAAUUAAUUUUGAACUGUUUGUCGUUGUUUCUAGUUUGGAUUAUAGCUUUCUCGUGCUUGUCUGAAUCAAUUUAUAUGAAAAUUGAGGUUGGUGUUAUGGAAUAAAAU
Molecule: messenger RNA, 999 nt
Organism: Loa loa (African eye worm)
Lineage: Eukaryota; Metazoa; Nematoda; Chromadorea; Rhabditida; Onchocercidae
Product: enolase
Exons: 5
Coding region: 1-753 (250 amino acids)
Biological process (GO): glycolytic process
Cellular component (GO): phosphopyruvate hydratase complex
Molecular function (GO): magnesium ion binding; phosphopyruvate hydratase activity
Source: RefSeq, a predicted model, not a curated record